Trichomonas vaginalis G3 is the source of this 1392-nucleotide messenger RNA. RefSeq names its product ankyrin repeat domain-containing protein 49 family. The record is from RefSeq and is a predicted model, not a curated record. Bases 1 to 1392 code for a protein of 463 amino acids. The transcript has a single exon. Lineage: Eukaryota; Parabasalia; Trichomonadida; Trichomonadidae.
AUGUACAAGGUUAACCCCGAAGUUUUUAGUCAACAAUCAACGAAAUUUGCAGAAGAAUAUCAGCAAAAUCCACAACAAUUAAAAUUCGAAGAGAACGUCGCUAAAGAAACAUUUGAAGCUUUCAUUAACUCAUGUCAGUUAAGACCAUACGUUAUCUCAGAUUUGCUUAUUUUUGAACUAUUGGAUUUAUACAGAAAAUGGGGUUGUAAUUCACUCGAAGCUCACUGUUACAGUGAGUGCAAGAACAGAGGACUUCGCCCACGUCCAAGGGAAGACUAUAUCGGCAUUUUACUUGACAAGAUUGACAACAACGAAGAAACUGUUGAAGAUCUUCGCCAUGUAGCCGAAAUUCUCAACGACUCAUGGGAUGAUGAUAGACUUCCAGAUAUUGAACCAGAACUUCUUUACAGAAUUGUCGUUCUCGCAGAAAAAUAUAAUAUGGAUAUGGACGAACUAACUAAGUUUACAAUGAAUUUGUACGACAUUAACCCUGAAUCUGCUGUUCUUCUUACACUUAGACUUGAUUUUGAUCACUUAAGCGAAGAACAAAUUGAUCGUAUCUUCCAUUGCUCCGAAAUGCAUAAUAUUUCAAUUGGCUUCUUCGUAGCUAUGUCAAUCUCCGCAGUAAGAAAUCGUACAAAGGAUAACUUAGUUGAUUCUGAAUGCAAUCAUAUCAAAAUGAUGAACGAAUUUCAGCGCGAAAUGGAUUACGACAGACGUCACAUGAUUAUGCGUCUCGACCAGGAGCAUGAAGAUGAAAUGAGAAAGCUCAUGGAUACUCUUGUUAAACAACAUAGAAAAUUAGAAGAAUUAACAGACUAUCUUACAGACACUGCCGAGCGUCUUGACAGUGGACCGCUUUCUCCACGUGGAAUUGGCGAUCCAAAGCUCAAAGCUCUUAAAGAAGAAACAGAUGAAAAAUUACAGCGUAUUUAUAACAGAAUCCAAGCAGAUGUUGAGCAGAAUCUUGCAGAAAACUCACAGGUCUUUGAGAAUUCCAUAGCUAAAAUCGAAGCCGAGUGGGAAGCCGAUUGUGCAGAUCCAAGAAAGGUUAGCGCUGAUACAGAUAGAGCAAUAGCUAUUGCUGGUGAUAAAGCUGAAGAACUCUCCAGAAAGCUAGAUGAAAUAGAAGCCCAAGUUAAGAGAUCUAAAGCUUCAAUUGCUGCUAAAAUUGUCAGAGAUCAGACCCGUGGUAUUUCUGGUAUGGUCAAGGAUGCUGGUAAGGAUAACCAUGAUUCCAAAUACUCUAUCUUCAAGGGAGAAUCUUCUCUUUGGGGACUUACAGAAGAAGAUGUCAAGAAAGAGGUUAAGACUAUCAAGGACCUUGAAACUCUUAUCGAUCAAUUAUGCCCAAUAAGAGGUGCUGCAACACGCGGACCAAAGAAGAAUUAG